UCCUCUGGCGGGCCUCCCAGGCGCCUCGCCCCUCCGCUGCGCCUGCGCGGCCUUUCGGCGCAUCCCGCGGGAAGGAGCUGGGCGGGGCAGGCCGGCCCGGAGGAGACUUCUGGCCCCGCCCUCGGCCCCUUCCCUCAAGGCUUUGCUCCUUUGCUCCGGGUCCGCGCGGCCAGUGGAAACCCCGCCCCCACCUCUAGGAACGCUCCACCCCGGGGGGAGGGGGGAGGGAGCGCGGCUUCCGGCUUGCCAUGUCCGGCCAUAGGGCUGGCGGAAGGAGAGAGCGGCCGCAUCGGAAGCUCAGGAAGCGGGCCGCUCUAGCCCCUCUAAAGGCGCCCCGCGUCUCUGGUUCCACGUAGCCGCUGCUCCGCGGGGAAGGCGCGAUGGCGGCGGCGGAGGGCGAGGAGGCGGCUAAGCCUCUGUUUGCAGGCCUUGCAGAUGUGUCAAUAUCUGAGGAUAUUCCAGUAGAAGGAGAAAUCACUGUUCCUGUGGAAUCUCGCUCCCUUGAUGAAGAUUACUCCACACUUGACGAGCCAGUUAAAGACACCAUUAUGCGAGAUCUGAAAGCGGUUGGGAAGAAAUUUGUCCAUGUCAUGUAUCCUAAAAAGAGCAGCGCCCUUCUAAGAGACUGGGAUUUGUGGGGACCUUUAAUCCUGUGUGUAUUGCUUGCACUGAUGCUUCAGGGAAGAUCGGCAGACAGUACAGAAGACAAAGGCCCUGAGUUUGGAGAAGUCUUCGUUAUCGUUUGGUUUGGUGCCGUCGUCAUAACUCUAAAUUCCAAAUUGCUUGGAGGAACCAUAUCUUUCUUUCAGAGCCUGUGUGUCCUGGGCUACUGCAUCCUGCCAUUGACAGUGGCUCUGCUGGUGUGUAGACUGGUACUUCUAGCAAAUUCUGGGACCAUCAGCUUCAUUGUGCGCCUUUUGGUGGUGAUGGCCAUGUUUGGCUGGUCAACAUUAGCCUCCACAGCCUUCCUGGCAGACAGUCAGCCUCCGAAUCGCAAAGCCCUGGUGGUGUACCCCAUCUUCCUGUUCUAUUUCAUCAUCAGCUGGAUGAUCCUCACCUUCACACCUUAGGGAGGCCUGCAGAGCAAAGACUGCAGAACUGGAAAUGUGGUUUUGUGACUGUUGCGCGUGUCGAUUAGUGCUGUCAUCAGGCUGUCCUCUAAAAGUUGUAUAUAAUGUGUGUUGUGGGAAGGCCAACAAAUUUUGGCAUAAAGCUGGGGAGGCCAACUAAUGGUCACUUGCAUAAGCCUUGUUCUUCUGUGAAGCAUCUCCCUACACAACUUUUAUUUUAUCCUCCUCGUAUAUCAAAUGCCAACCAUGAGGCACGCCUGCCCCAUUUGAAGUAUGCUGUUGCUUGAGAGCAAUUUCAGAGAACCCUGUCUUGGGCCAAUGAAGAGUCUUGGGCCAAGGGAAGACCUCCUGUGCUCCACAUUUCCCCGCUUCCUGGAGUUCCAGUCCGCCCUUGACAUUUUGCAUUGUGUAGAAUGUCAUCUGACACGUUUUGAAAUGCAAACAUUCCGAUCCCUUCUUCAUGCAAAGCAGAGAAAGCUGCCUGGAGUUUGUUAGAAGCCAUCUUUUGUUAUUCCACCCACUUUAGUUCUUCACUUUAUUUGGUGUCCAGCCAAGCAUAUGAGGAGACUUUGCUUCGGAAGGUCAAGAAAACAGUGGGAGCUUCAUGCAUUUAAAAUGUGCAUGGAAACAGAACCUUUGGCAACUGCCUUGAUCACAAACAAGGGAUUUUAUCUUUGCUGCGUCCUGUCCUGGGGAAAGAGGCUGGAUGUUGGACAGUUGUCGUUGGAUGCAAAGCUGCAGUCAGCUGAAGGCUCCUCCUCUCUUUCAGAACUCACUGCACAGGGACCCAAGUAUUUAAAAGUGGAGACCCCAAAGAGGUUUGGGGAGGGGGGAACAGAGUCUCUGUCUUUACCAAAGCUGUUGAUUUCUUUACGGAUCUGACUGACUGAAGAGGUAUUUGAAUGGGAGGGGCACGCCAGUGAGCUGGUUUGUCUGACAUAAAUACAUUUGUGAAGUUCCUGUGUCUUUUGGGCUUUGUUAAGUGGAAGACUUCCUGUGUAACUGCAGAAAGAAAAUGUGAAUGUAUAUUUUUAUGCACCAAUAUAAAUUAUUCACUGAGAUUCCGUCUGCACAUCCUUCAAUCGUGAACUCUUGUUCUUGCUCAGCUCUCGCUAAAGCUUGGGAAGAUGCAUUUCUUCUCCCCCAAAUGGGCUUUGCCACCAAAGAAUGAUCGUUUGACCGAGAUGAUGAAGGAAGAAGCUUAUUCUGCAGAAAUGCCCUGAUCCAAAUGCAUAGUGAACUUUGGUGCACAUUAUCAUAUUAUACAGGGGAGAUCUGAUGAGGGUUUACUGUAACAAAUAUAUCUUAGGGUUUUGUGCUUAAAUAUUGCACAUUGCAAAUGAGACAAAAGGAAAACUGAUUUUCAGUUUGUGGCAAGUUUGAAAAUGGAAUAUAUGUAAGAAUGCCUGUGUUUAUUGUGACAACUGGGGACCCAAAGUUUCUGCAUCAUCUUGGGACCCUUUUGUACCCAAAGUUUCUGCAUCAUCUCUUAAAUUAUGGAAGUGUAACAGGCCUUUGUAUUCCAACACAGCUGUGUCAUAUGACCUUGUGGAAUUCUGUGGACAGCGGGCUUUGCAUCUUGUGUGAAAAAGGCUUCAGGCAGAGUUAUACUGACGUAUACAUGGCAACUUUUCUCACCAGAUUUUUGUAGUGCUUGUUCCUGUGCAUCUGUCCUGAAAUGGUGGCCUCGAAUAAGGUCCAGGCAUCUCAGAUGUUGCUUCCCAUCGUGAUUAUCAAGCUGAGAGUUCUGUCGGCUCCAUUCUCUUACAAGUCCUGAACAGAGAUCUUCUUUUGUUGCCUGCCUUGAAUCUUCCAUGUGAAAUCCUUCUUUUCAAGAAAAAGAAAGUUCUUCAGGCAUCCCUGCGAGGGGAUUAAGCACUUGUAGAAAGCUGCAGGGACAAUAUGAAUCAUCAGCCUGGCUUCUCAGCAGGGUGUAAAUAAAAUUUAGUUUUGCCUUAAACUUUAACAAGUACCAGGGUGUGACUGAGAGAAAGGGGUAGUUCCUGUACGAUUUAAAAUCCAUCCCUCAAAAACAGUUUCCCUCCUUUUUUUUCAGGAGGCUCUGUUUUCUUUAAAGCUUUGGCAAAAUAGGUAAUUUAGCUGUUUAUUCCAUGAAUUCCUGAGACGUUGUUUGCAUAUUAUAUUUAUUAAUUGACAUAAAAUGUUUAUAACCAAA
Sphaerodactylus townsendi is the source of this 3246-nucleotide messenger RNA. RefSeq names its product Yip1 domain family member 6 (gene YIPF6). Gene Ontology annotation, cellular component: trans-Golgi network; membrane. The record is from RefSeq and is a predicted model, not a curated record. Lineage: Eukaryota; Metazoa; Chordata; Lepidosauria; Squamata; Sphaerodactylidae. Bases 381 to 1070 code for a protein of 229 amino acids. Gene Ontology annotation, biological process: endoplasmic reticulum to Golgi vesicle-mediated transport. The transcript is spliced from 7 exons.